Telopea speciosissima is the source of this 1182-nucleotide messenger RNA. RefSeq names its product thymidine kinase a-like. NCBI's taxonomy places the organism in Eukaryota, Viridiplantae, Streptophyta, Magnoliopsida, Proteales, Proteaceae. The coding region runs from base 144 to 974 and encodes 276 amino acids. Gene Ontology annotation, biological process: thymidine metabolic process. Gene Ontology annotation, molecular function: thymidine kinase activity; ATP binding. The record is from RefSeq and is a predicted model, not a curated record. The transcript is spliced from 4 exons.
UUCCCUCCAAGUUCCCAAAGCAUAAAAAAUUGAAAGGGAAAUGGAAAACCCUUGAAAAACCUUAAACCCCCUUCUCCCCCAUCGAUUCCUCCGAAGAAAUUGCAAAAUUUUCUUAAUCACCACAGAUUAUAUUCAUUGUAUUUAUGCGGAGAAUGAAAUCCCUCCUCUUCCUCUCUCCCACUCUUUCAAUAUUCCCUUGUCAUCUCACCAGAACAAGGCCAUCACUCUAUUUUCAGAUCCCUCAAACCCUCUAUGACGAAUCUAUAUCUAUCGUAAACCCCAAUAUUCUACGCCUGAGACCCUUUUCUUCUUUCAAUUCCUCGAUUUCGACCUCCGUCAAGAGCUCGAACUCGCGAAUGAAGGCGCCUCGGUUCUCUUAUGGCGAGAUCCAUGUAAUCGUUGGCCCAAUGUUUGCUGGUAAAACCACCGCUCUCCUCCACCGUAUCCAGACUGAAAGUAAAAACGGCAGAGAUGUAGCAAUAAUAAACUCGAAUAAGGAUACGAGAUAUGGGUUAGAUUCUAUUGUAACGCAUGAUGGAGCAAAAUUUCCGUGUUGGGCCUUGUCGGAACUAUCAUCUUUCAGGCAAAAGUUUGGAGUCGAUGCUUAUGAAAAGCUAGAUGUGAUAGGGAUCGAUGAAGCUCAAUUUUUUGAAGAUCUAUAUGAUUUCUGCUGUGAGGCAGCUGAUCACGAUGGGAAGACCGUAAUUGUUGCAGGCCUUGAUGGAGACUACUUGAGAAGGAGCUUUGGUUCUGUGCUCGACAUUAUACCAAUAGCUGAUUCUGUAACCAAGUUGACUGCUCGAUGUGAGCUAUGUGGCAAGCGGGCUUUCUUUACCUUGAGGAAGACAAAGGAUACACAAACGGAACUGAUUGGUGGGGCUGAUGUUUACAUGCCGGUCUGCCGGCAGCACUAUGUAAAUGGACAAGCAGUCAUUGAAAGUACCAGGAUUGUUCUAGAAUCUCAAAAGAUUUAAUGUGAUUCUUACCUUGAAGCACCUCCCCUACCCAGUUGAUAUGGUCUCUUUCUACUUUGCAGUCUAAUUUAUUGUGUUAGGUUUGUUACAUUUGGUCGCUCACUAGUCUGUACAAACUGAUACUUCUGAAUUUUUCAUGGUUUUCGUGUAGGGUUGUUGUAUCACUAUAUAUCCACAUAUAUUGAAGGUACUUCUCUUUCUAUUUUCA